AUGGUUCCAGACGUGCUGCUCGAAUGCGAGAUGCUCGUUGCACUGCUCGUUUCACUCGUAGGCGUGAGGCUGCUGAUGCUUUGUCCCGUCUUGAUGCGCAACGUCAUGAUGGUAGGUCUCGCCGUCCUGCCCUGUGUCGAGGUUCUGGUCUCUGGCGUGCUUCUGUCAGACGUGGUGGUCACUGUACUGGUCGUCUCACUCGUAGACGUCAGGCUGUUGGUGCAGGAUCCUAUCGUACUGCGCAGCGUUGCGGUUCUCGGCUCCGUCGCGUUUCGGAAUCCCGUAGCGCUGCACGUAGUGGUGGUUCUCUUCUCUGUCGUGCUGCAUAGUGUCCCAGUGCUGGUCGCGCAGGAGCUGCUGGUGGAUGUGCUGCUCGUAGCGCUGGUCAUCGCAGUCGUGAGUGGGAGGCUGCUGGUGCCCACGUACGCGAGCCCUGGUGGGCUGGCCAUGCAUUUCGUUGCGCUGCUCGUCACGCUCAUGAAUGUGAGGGUGUUGGUGCCGCUCAGUGUUGAGGCGCUGGUGCCAGGCGUGCUGGUGACAGACGUGCUGCUGGGUGUGGGGGUGCUUGAUACCGUCGUGCUGCCCAGCAUCGUAGUGCUCGAUGCCGUCGCGUUGCUCCGCCUGUAUCCCGCCGUGCAACUCGACGCAUUAGUGCUCGAUGUCGUCGUGCAGAAAGACGUCGCGACGUUCCCCGUCGUGCUGCUCCCAGCCGCGAUGCUCGUGGCACUGCUCGUCUCACUGGUGGUUGUCCCUGACGUGCUGCUCGAGGACGUGGUGCUUUUCGUACUGCUCACCACUCUCGUGCUGAGGCUGUUGGUGCUGGAUCCCGUCGCACUGCCCAACGCCGUGGUGAUCAACCGCAUCGCGUUCUCCGCUGUCGAGGUGCUGGCCACAGCCGUGCUGCUGCGUUUCUGCUGCCGCGAGCUAAGUUCCAGGGUGUCCGUGAGCCCUGUCAGUGCCGCAGUCGUUGGUGCGACGGUGGGCUUUGGAGGUGUGGGCUCAGGCCCUGGCACGGGCUGGCGCAUGUGCGCCAGCGGGCCUUGCGGCUUAGCCGCGGGUUCUGCCGUCAACGAGGACGACACCAGCACUGGUUCUGGUUUUGCAGCUAGUGACGGUGCCGCGCUGGCCAGUCAUGGGGUCCUUCAGCUGGUUGACGACCGUGACUUGGGCGCCUCCCUGGCCGGGCGGGGCGCAGGUGGCGGGGAGAGGUUCGUGGCGUCGGGUGGCGCCUCGGCCCCGGUGGCCUCGGCGCGUGCCCCGGACGGCCGCGUUUCGGUGCCGCGGCCGGUCCACCUGGGCACCCGCGCUGCCUGGCACUCCGCUCGGCGGGCCCACCUCGUCGCAGUGGCGUUCGGCCUCGUGCUCGACGACCCCGGCGUGAUGUCCGUGCUCGGCGUCCCGCGCUGCAAGCGCUUCUCGACGGCCCUCAUCGAGGACGGCGUCAUCAAGACCCUCAACGUCUCGGCCGCGGAGGGCGACCCCGCGGGCGACGACGACCCGUCGGCGUCCCUCGUGGAGAAGAUGCUGCAGGAGCGGCGCCACGAGCGCCCCGCAGACCGGCCAGAGGCCGCUUCGGGGGCUGGCCUGGACCGCUCUGCGGGCGCGCGCUCGGGGCUGCCGUGGGCCACCUCGCGGCGAGCCCCCGACACGGCAGGGCGGCGCAACGGAGAGGCCAAAAGCCGCCGAGAAUCGAAGCAGCCGUCGAAGGUGGACCCGAGCAAGCACCGGGAGAUUCGGCGGGCCUCGUUCACAACCUCGCACCUCACCGCGACGUCUUCCAUUCGAACGUUGAGGUACUUCAAGCACGCGCGGUGGAGCUUGUGCCAUCUCUUCAACCGCGCCAUGGCCACGCUCCUGCAGCAUCUGCGCCGCGGCCUCCUCGACCGCGCGGCGAAAGUCGUCAGCGUGGACCUUGCUGCGCAGCGCCUGGCCAAGGCCAGCGAAGUCCCAGCGCGGUUGGCGCACGGCGCCCUGCCAGUGGCGCUGGCCCUGCCGCAGGCCGCGAGCACCAUCACCAGGCCCGUGCUCAUGCAGCUCGCGGACGGCCUGGAUCAGCACUGGGCUGGCCGGCACGGGGAGGACAAGAGGGACUCAGCCAAGGCGGGCGACACCAGCCCCAGGAAGAAGACCCUGGGCGGCGCGUUCGGCCGCGCCCGCGGCGACGCCCUGGGCCUGGUGGCCGCCCGCGUCGUGCGGACGCUGCCGCAGCUGGAGCCGCGGCUGCUGCUGCACCUGGCCUCCGCGGACCAGCUGGUGCGCUGCGUGGGGCUCAUGUUCGCCUCGCCGCCGCACGCGCCGCUCUCGCUGCCGCCCCCGCCUGCCAGGCAGCCGCGGUGUGCCUCCGCCGCCUCGGGCGCCUCCGCGCGCGGCGACGGCGGCGAGGACGCUGACGACGACGCGUCCGCGGACGACGAGGGCGGGCCCCGGGGCGCCGUGGUGCCGCUGCGCGCCGCGGGCCUGGGCGUGCCGCGGGCGCAGCUGGCGGAGCUGUUCCGCGCCGUCGUGGCCUGCAUCGAGGCGAGCCCGCUGCGCCCGCCCCCGCUGCAGGGCCUGCCGCGCCUGGGCGCCGCAGCAGGCGCGCCGCUCCCGCGCCGCCGCCGCCGGGCAGCCCUCCCGCCGGGAGGCGCCGGAGCUCCCGCGCGGGGCGCCGCUGGUUGUGGAGCCGCCCGGCCUGCUCGGAGGCGAUGCCGCCAGCAACGCCGGCGACAGCGUCGCUGCAGACGGCGGCGCCGUGCCGCAGCCAAGGCGGGCGUCUCAGGACGCCCCGUCGGCCGCGGGCUCCGCGGCGGCGUCGCGCUCCGUCCUCGAGGCUCCCUCCCUGCUGCACGACGCGCCCGCGCUGCUGCCCGGGCCCGAGGCGCCCAGCGGCCCCCGCCCCGACGCGCAGCCCGACCUCGGCGGCAGGGGCAGGCCGGAGACGCUGCUGCAGCUGGAGUGGUCUCGCCAGCGGCGGGCGGUGCAGCUCUGGGCGGCGGAGGUCCUCGAGGAGGCCAGGCUGCUGCUGGGGGCCAUCGAGGAGGGCCCUGGUCGCCUGCCCGAGCGCCAGGCGCUGAAGCUGAGGUACCUGCUGCACGCGCUGGAGGUGGCUGGAGGGGCCUCCGCCGGCGACGCGCCGCCGCAGGCUGGCGGCGGCGCGCUGCCAGGCACGUGCCCGCUGGGCGUGGCCGCCGCGGCGGACGGC
Messenger RNA from Prorocentrum cordatum, 3181 nucleotides. The record is from the annotation of a GenBank genome assembly. NCBI's taxonomy places the organism in Eukaryota, Dinophyceae, Prorocentrales, Prorocentraceae.